Lineus longissimus is the source of this 2066-nucleotide messenger RNA. Its product is annotated as neuropeptide receptor 15-like. Gene Ontology annotation, biological process: G protein-coupled receptor signaling pathway. Gene Ontology annotation, molecular function: G protein-coupled receptor activity. The record is from RefSeq and is a predicted model, not a curated record. NCBI's taxonomy places the organism in Eukaryota, Metazoa, Nemertea, Pilidiophora, Heteronemertea, Lineidae. The transcript is spliced from 2 exons. Gene Ontology annotation, cellular component: plasma membrane. Bases 563 to 1750 code for a protein of 395 amino acids.
CGUAAUGACGUCAGAGAGUAACUUGCUAAUGGUCUCCUCUCUCUCAACUGCCAGCCUUGUCUUUUCUUUUGAAGGCGACAGUCAAGGGCGGCACACUCUUGAAAUCAGUGGAUUCUAAUGAGGAGCAAAAGAUAUUUCACGCUCAGACGGGGCUCGCGGAAUAUGAAACUCCUCUCCCGAAUUUAGAGUCGAAGGUUGGAAUUUCGUCGGAUUAUUCACAAUAAAGUUCUUUUCCACUUCUUGUCCGUUUGCUCUCAUAGGAUAUAAUGGGAAAUUUCAAUUGAAGAGCAAAUGAUAUGUGUUCGUGAUGAAGUACAAAACAAAUAAGGUCUUCAAAUAAAACAGUACUCUACCAUUGGAAAGUAUAUGACAUUGACUUGUAAAUCUUCAAUUCUGGUGCGAUCAAAGUCGCCAAUCAGCAAGGACGAAGUCGUCCUGUCCUUAUAUUAUAUUUGUUUACGGGAGGAGAAAUAUAAAGUGAUCUAUGACCAUACAUGCCAUGAUUACGUUAGUUCUGAUGGCGUAGGCUGCGGAAACAGACCAGAAAGAGGGUUUUCUCGUUAUGCCAGUAAUUCACCAGACGGAUUUGGGAAAACCGAGCGCGAUAGAAGCGAUGGAGGCAUCGGAUAACUGUACGGGGAACCAAAGUUCGUGUCCGGACCAUGGAAUAGAAAUGGACGAUGUUCACAUGAUAGAGAUAGUGGUCCUAUCCGUAUUGUUCAUCAUCAUAGGAGUAGUAGGCCUUGUGGGGAAUAUCCUUGUCGUCGUGGCCAUUCUUGGGGACAAGAAAAUGCGCAGUUCCGCCACGAAUCUGUUCAUCACGAAUCUUGCCUUUGCGGACUUGAUGCUGAUGGUGUUUACGAUCCCGGAGAUACUCAUGUUUUUGAUAAACAAGGGCUGGCUGCUGGGCGUUCCCAUGUGUAAGAUAGAACGAUUCAUACUGGUGUUCUCCGUUUACGGAUCCGUGCUUACAUUGGUCUCAGUCUGUGGAGAAAGGUACGUCGCCAUCGUUCAUCCUAUUAAAGCGCACAUCUUCUGUAGCCGGCGUCGGAUCGUCUGGGCAAUCACGGUCAUCUGGCCCUUCUCUUGGCUCUGCGCACUUCCCGUGCCAAUCUUCAACCUCGUCUCACGACCAAAGCCAAAUUACCCCAUGGAGUUCUGCACGAUCCGUUUUCCCGGCAACCACAUCCAAUAUCUGAUUCCAUGGAAGUACACCGAGUCCGUCUUAUACUAUUUCAUUCCAAUGUUUGUCCAGAUCUUCUUUUACACGUUCAUUUGCAAGCGAUUAUUCCACGGGACUGGGGAAUUACAUCGAAAGCAACUCGUGACCGAUGAGAGUACAGGGGUGAAAAAGGAAAGGACCGCAGACGCCUUGAAGGCAAGAAAAAGUGUUGUGAAAAUGCUUAUAGCCAGUGUUAUUAUAUAUUUCAUCAGUUACUCGCCUCAUCAGGUCUUGCUAAUUUAUAAUACGUUCGCACCAAGCCCGUUUCACCAGAAAUGGAUUAUGUACGUCUUCGUCACAAUGAUGACGUUCAUCAACUCUGCAGCCAACCCUAUCCUUUACUGUAUAUUCAGCCAAAACUUUAGGAAGAAAUUCUACGGUAUACUCUGCCGUCGACAGUUAGGAAACCGCCAGGCGUUCUAUAGUCGGGGACGGUCGAACAUGCAUUCCACUGUUGUUAGCGAAUGUGGCAGUACUACUAGACACUACAGAUUACAGUUGAAAAACUCUGCCACGACGGGAAUUUAGCGAUGGUGAACAUAUUCUAUUAAUUGAAAGACUUUUAAGUGUGUUUUACGCCAAAUGCAAUUCAGACCGCCAUGGAUACAUGUAUGUCUGACGCACAUCCGAAACAGAACGCCUUAUUUCAAGAAACGUGUCGAUUUGUCUUUCAGCAUUCCCAUACGAUGAGAGGAAACACUCAGAAACGGAAAAACCCAGAAACGUUACUAAUGGCAAAAAACCGCAAUGAGAGUAAUCGAAAGUUCAUUUGAACUGUCAAUUUCAAUGCUCCUCACUGCAUGACUUAUUUGCCGCUUCAACCUUCAGGGGCUGUUUAUUUCUA